GCAUGAGAGCAAGACAAAGCAAUGAAAUUCAUCGGAGCCGUUUACCUCCUGUUCCUCCUCCCUGCUUUAAGCUUCAACAGCAGCUAUGAGGGGCUGGAAAAGAAGCUGAAGGAGGUUUUCACAGAGAGGACAGGAAUUUUACGACAUCUCUCCAAAACAUCAAAGGAACUGGACAGCAUAAAAGGAAACCUGCAGUCACUGAAGAAUGAGGAUGCUGUGCCCAAGAAGGAUGUGCAGAGGAUCCUGGAGCUCAGUCACAAGCAAAGGGAUGAGAUGAAGUCACUCCAGGCAGCUCUGCAGAAACAACUGGAUGAUGCAGCUGAGCGUGCAGAGAAACAGCAGGCCACUAUAAAGUUCUUAAAGAUGGAGAUGGAAAAGAAAACGAAAAUCAUCAAAGACCUUCAGCAAGAGAAUAAAAGCCUUAAGAACAAACUUCUGUCCGGGAACAAGCUCUGUGACAUUCAUGCAGAAGAGUCCAAAAAAAUCCAAGCCCAACUGAAAGAGCUGAGGUAUGGCAAAAAGGAUUUAAUUUUUAAGGGUCAACAGCUGAUGGACUUGGAGAACAAACUCAAAGUAGCCAAAGAUGAACUGGAGAAGGCAGCGCUGGAUAAGGAGUCACAGCUAAAAGCCCUGAAGGACACAGUGCAUAUCUGCUUCUCGUCUGUUCUACACAGCCAGACAGCAAGUUUACACAGAUUUCCAGCCACACCAACCAACCUGUUGAGGUAUUCAGCCUUGGUCAACAACUCCAGAGUCACCUUUCAGCAGCCACACAUGAAGGUGGGAUCAGAUUGUUCCCACAAUCAGACUGAAAGCUCAUCUGUGAUGAAAAAGACAUUUGGACACAGUCAGUCGAAGACCCCAGAGCAGAACGGACAAGGCCAGGCAAGGACAGCAGAGGAAAGUGUGAAAACAGAUGGGGAGCUAAAAAAGACACAAUCGGACAAACACAACUGAAGGGACAGUGGAAGACUUGGCAGAUUUUCUGCAUGGUAAAAAAAAUGAUGUCAGAUCUGUUUAAGCCCCUCUUCGUUCACUGAGCUUAUAAGCACACACACACAGAUACAUAUGCACACAAACACGCGCACACACACACACUGUAGCCAAACACAAUCUACAUACACUAAAUACUCAUUCUAACACUGCUAAUGUAGAAAAGAAAUUCCCAAAAUUAAAUUUUGAACUUUCUUAAUAAAAAAUAAAAAAUCCCACUGCAUAGUAUGGCAUGCAUUAUAGAGUUUUAGAUAUUGAUUUUACAAGGUUACGAUGGUACUGGUUGUUUUUAAUAACUGUUACUUUUUUCACUAUCUAUUUUGUUUUGAUUUUUUUUUCUCUCCCAGAGUGAGGACACACAACGUUCUUUGAUUUGUGUUGUUUGUAAUUAAAAACUUUUUCUGGCACCGCAGACCAGAAUUCAGUGUUAAAGGUCACACUGGGGGUCAUUUGAGUUCUGUAAAUUUACACUUGAGGUCAGAUUUUAACUUUUGUCAAAGCAGCUUCUGAAAAUAUACUGAGCCAUGUACUGAAUGCAAAAUUGGGCUGCACGAUUUUGGGGGGAAAACUGAACUGUGAUUUUUUUUUCUAGCACAGACUGAUAUUUAACAUGUAUAUAUGUUGUAUAUAUUUAAUUUUAUUAUCUUCUGUUGAGCCGCACACCUCAUAUUGUGGCCUUGAAUUAACAUCUGUUCUGUGACACUAAUAUGUCAGUGCUUUUAAUAAUUCAUUCCCUUGUUUUAACUAAACAGUGGGCACAAUGUAAUACUUUGUUGCCCCGUAUUCCUAAAUUGUGGCCAUGUUGUAAUGAUUAGUUGCCUUGUUGUAGUUAAAACAAUAUAACUGAACAUAUUAUUAAAUUGUGUGAAUGAAUAAAAUGAGGGAAUACUUUAUUACAUAUUUAUAAUCUAUUCACUUAUUUUUGCACUGGUCAUGUGCAAACAUUAAGCUUUUAUUAUGGUGGGAAAAGUUCAAGAGAACUUAAUCUUCUCUUGUUGAGUGCAGCUGGUUUAAAGCACUUCUCUUUUCAAACUUGGAGCAUGCUGUGUUGUCAAAUGCAAGCCAAAUUUUAAGCACAUGUUGACAUGCGUAAUCCUGUUAUAAAGAAUUUACUAGGAAGGAAGCCUCUUUGAGGCACUUAAAACACUGGAUCAAGAUAUAACUAAACACAGAACCAUGUUUCAUUGAAUACUUUUAUUCAACCUAAUCACAAAGUUUGUGAUUUGAUAUUCAAACGAAGCCAUGUCACAGUUUGUGUUUUAUUCCGAUUAAUCGUGCAGCCCUAAUGGAAACUGCAUCAAUCCCACUUCUGCUGAAAUGACAAAAAGAACUGUUUAAUGCUGUUCAAGGUACGGUUUGUCUCGUGUUGUAGCAAAGAUUAAUUUACUCCUCCUACUCCAUAUUACGAGGCUCAAGUUGGCUGGCCAACUAUCACUGUUGAAUAUUUCGGAGCUUUUGGUGCCAGAAUUAAAGAGAAAAACUGGACUCACAGUGAGUCGUCUCCCUAAGAAUGAUGUGCCAUGCACCGAGUACUUAAUCUACUGCUACAUCUCUCUGUUUCUCUACCUUCUUGUGUCCUUUACAAUAAACCGUGAUUUUCGCUAAAUGUGUGAAGAAUAAAUGGUUAUUUGUGGAGUAAAACAACUGA
Molecule: messenger RNA, 2641 nt
Organism: Danio rerio (zebrafish)
Lineage: Eukaryota; Metazoa; Chordata; Actinopteri; Cypriniformes; Danionidae
Gene: luzp2
Product: leucine zipper protein 2
Cellular component (GO): extracellular region
Source: RefSeq, marked provisional